GCGGGGCCGGGCCGGGGCCGCCCCUGUCCGGGGGAGGCGGGGCCGGUUCGCGGAGGCCCCGCGGCGGCGGCGGCUCAGACACAGCCGGGACGAGCACGGACGUUGGCAGGGUGAUGCCAGCUUGACCCAGAGCCAUGUCCAGGUACCUGAAGCACUUCACGGUGGUGGGCGAUGACCCCGUGCAGUGGAGCAACGACUACCAGAAAUGGGAGGAGGAGGAGGACAAUGGGGACAAGCAGCAGGACUCGGAGAUCAAGGUGGAGCCUGCCAGGAGACACAUCUCCUUCCAGGACAUGAUGAAAAAGCUCUUCAGCUCCCACAAGUUUCAGAUUGGGGUUGUCUGGCUGGUGAUCCUGGAUGCCUUGUUGGUUCUUGGGGAAUUGCUCAUGGACUUGAAAAUCAUCCAUCCGGACAAAUAUAACAUAACCCCAAAGGUUUUCCACUACCUCUCCCUGUCCAUUUUAACCAUCUUCCUGGUCGAGGUGGGGUUCAAGGUGUUCGUGUAUCGCCGCGAGUUCUUCCACCACAAGUUCGAGGUGCUGGACGGGGUGGUCGUGGUCGUGUCCUUCGUGCUCGACGUCGUCCUCAUCUUCCGGGAGCACGAGUUCGAGGCCGUGGGGCUCCUGAUCCUGCUGCGGCUCUGGAGGGUGGCCCGGAUCAUCAACGGAAUAAUUUUAUCGGUGAAGACCCGCUCGGAACAACAAGUGUCCAAGUUAAAACAAGCCAACCUGAAACUUGCAACAAGGCUGGAACAACUGGAACACAGCUGUGUAGAGAAGGAGCAAGAAAUCGAGAGGCUGAACAACAUCUUAAAGCAGCACGGACUCCUCAGCCAGCCAAAGUAGGAGGCCAGUUUUCCAAGGUGGGAAUUCUGCCUGGAGAGUGCAGUGUUGGAAUCCACCAGUUUGACCUGAAAGGUUUUUCUGUCUCUUUACUUCCUCUUGCAUUGUGUUGUCUAUAAACAUUUUCUAUUUGACCACACUUUGAUCAGACCUUGAGAUUGCAAAAAGAGUUUUACUGGAAAAUUAAUUACACGCAGUCCCUGUAAACAACAAUUUUUUUCCCCUUUCUUGUACAGUUGUACAGUCAAAAUUGCAAAAUAAUUUAAUAAAGACACAUCUUUACAAGCUA
This is a messenger RNA of Pseudopipra pipra, 1131 nucleotides long. It is a transcript of the gene HVCN1, whose product is annotated as hydrogen voltage gated channel 1. Lineage: Eukaryota; Metazoa; Chordata; Aves; Passeriformes; Pipridae. The coding region runs from base 135 to 845 and encodes 236 amino acids. The record is from RefSeq and is a predicted model, not a curated record. Gene Ontology annotation, cellular component: plasma membrane. The transcript has 6 exons. Gene Ontology annotation, biological process: proton transmembrane transport. Gene Ontology annotation, molecular function: voltage-gated proton channel activity.